AUGAGCGGUAAGACGAGUAACGAAAAACCAUACUCAGCCAACGAGACGGCCGAGUUCCAAAAUAAUGCGCUCGCGCAGCAGUAUGGUGGUGGACAUGUCGGCGGCUGGGUUGGUCGUUUACCCUCAUCAUGGGUUCCUUACGUCCAGCUGGCACGAUUGAGUCCUCCCGCCGCCCUGUUCCUCAUAUACUUCCCACACUUUUUCGGUAUUAUACUUGCCGCCAUUAUCCAGAGAUCACCUAUCUCCCAGGUGCUUCAGGCCAGCUUAAUCAUGCUUGGCGGUAGCUUCUUUUUCUCGAACGCCGCCCAUGGCUGGAACGACCUCAUCGAUGCGCCCGUCGACAAGUCAAUACUUCGUACGAGCAAGCGCCCUAUCCCCCGAGGUGCCAUCACACCUCACGCCGCUUUCGUUUUUACUAUGACACAGGCCAUCGGCGCUGCCUCGUUUCUACUCCUGAUGCCGUCCGGAAGCGCGAUCUACGCCAUCCCGAAUAUUAUCGGUACUUUCUACUACCCCUGGGCCAAACGGCACACCAACUUCGCGCAGUUGGUGCUAGGCUUUUGUUUGGCUUGGGGUAUCAUGAUGGGGUCAUGCGCAAUGGGUCUCGAGCCAUUUAUAGGAGGACCUUUUGGGAGCGGAAACGGAGGGAAACAGUUCUGGAGCGAGCCGUCAACCACGUGCCUCUUCCUCGCAAGCAUCCUAUGGACGGUUAUUUAUGAUUCGAUCUAUGCGCAUCAGGAUAUCAAGGAUGAUAUCAGGAUCACGCCGGCACGUUCUGCUGAAGUAAUAACUCGCGAAGUACUUCGAGCGGCAUCCGCUCCGCCAUUGCAAAGUCGGGAUGGGUCUACCAACCGUACCAUAAGCAUAGGCUUUCUUGGCGAGACAUCUUAUAUUUCUAUCUUUACGGACGGCCUUGGUAGCUUUGAUGUCUCUUCUCCGGGCCUAGAAGCUCCCGAAGCCCAAGAAAUGAGCUUAUCGCACGACCGAAUAAUCCAGGGAUGUAAACUCCUCUCAUUCUUAAAAGACAAGCACAUGAUCAAUCGUCUCGUAUCGCGCUGGUACGAAAUAUGCGAAGACGAAGCUUGUAUAUGUAUAGAGCCCAUAAUGAAAGAGUGGCUAUGGGGUCUCGGCAUGCAUCACGGAGACGUUCUUAGAGAUCAAAAUUCCGAAAAGAUUCGGCGAUUAUGUGAAUUAAUCUGGCGUAAUACCCAAACUCCAGUCAUAUUUAACCAGAAUACGACAGCUAAGCAUUGGGCGCGAUCUGCUACUGGACCAAGCAUACGAUGGGAAGUCAUUGGCCUCAUCGCUGUAGUCGCCGGCCAGUCUGCGAACACUCCCGAACCUUUCGGUCGCGGUUCUAAGAAACAUAACUCGGCGGCGCAUUCCUCAUUUGCGAGACAGAUGAACGAGAUUGCAGAGACUUGUUUAAACUUUUGCCGCGACUGUGGAGCUUUGGGUGAUAUGUUCACCUGGCUUCUCAUGGAGAAUUACUCUCUAACGGCUAAGAUUAAAGGCGAAGCUAGUCACACUACAUAUACCCUGAGUGGUGAGAUUGUAGCUUCGACCGUUGCGAUGGGUUUGCACCGGGGGGUCAAAGAAGAGGAUCGGCUUCCAUUCUUUUUAGAAGAACUACGAAAAAGGCUGCUUUGCCAGAUGUAUGGCGCGGAGAUCGGUAUAUCAACGUUUACGGGUCGCCCUCCUCGGAUUUCACAUCGUUAUUGUAAUCUCCAGCCUCCCUUAGACCUUGCGGUCUCCCUCCUCCUCGAAGGAGAUGACUUAACUCUAGCACUUGCUAGUCUAGAUGAGAAAGGAUUCAAUACAUCAGGAAGAAUACGUCGCGUUACUUGGAUAAGAAUCUGGAUUGGAUUCGCUAUACAAAGAGAAGACAUACUGGACCUGGCCCUAGGUCCGUAUACACGCGACGAGAUCCUACAACGCGCAGAAGAUAUCAAAAAUAGACACCGUCGAUAUAUAGAGGAACUCCCAGGGUUCAUCAAGAAAAUAAGAGACUCGCCUAUAGAAAUAGAGGGAAGACCACCAACGGAAAUACUAUUCAUGAUUGUAAUCCAUCAAUCCUUCCGUUCAAACGACCUUUUGCUCCAGCGCGUCUUGAUUCGUAAAGCUGGGGCAAGUUCAGAGGAGCUCAUACGACUUGCACGCUCAAUCCUAAAGGAUAUAUUGUUAAUCAGUCAACGCCAUGACCUAGGGACGCUAUUUAAAACAGAUAUUGCUUCUCUUCUCGCAGUACAAGGUAUGCGGAGCGCUGCCGUCAUGGCAGUCGAGCUAUUAAAACAAGAGCAACUCCCCGUUUAUCCGAAAGCCCCUCUUCUCCCUAGAAGUCAGACCAUCCAAGAUCUAGCCGUGUUCGGCAGCUGGGCUGGGGGCUGCGAUCCUAGUGACGGAUCUUUUAGUAUAUGCGACCAGGGACGAAAGGUCAUCUCUCAUAUACUUGAUAGGAUUCUAAGUCCUCCUGACCCUCCUAUUCAACGUCAGGCUUCAGGUGAACAACCUGCGCACCAGGAUCAAGACCAGCAAGUUGACGAGACGGUUAUGGGCGCUCCGGCGAACGAGCCGACCCAAAGUUACGGCUUUCACAUGCCGUGCGCAACUGAUUUUACUAUGACCGAUCUGAACUUUGGUAUCGAUACUCCGUUCUUAGGGCCUGAUAAUGAUUUUAUGCAGUGGCUUGAGAACAUGGAUUGGGAACGGCCUGUUUAG
This is a messenger RNA of Daldinia childiae, 2718 nucleotides long. RefSeq names its product 4-hydroxybenzoate polyprenyltransferase, mitochondrial. Gene Ontology annotation, biological process: ubiquinone biosynthetic process; DNA-templated transcription. Bases 1 to 2718 code for a protein of 905 amino acids. The transcript has 4 exons. The record is from RefSeq and is a predicted model, not a curated record. Gene Ontology annotation, cellular component: mitochondrial inner membrane. Gene Ontology annotation, molecular function: DNA binding; zinc ion binding; 4-hydroxybenzoate polyprenyltransferase activity. Lineage: Eukaryota; Fungi; Ascomycota; Sordariomycetes; Xylariales; Hypoxylaceae.